This is a messenger RNA of Rhopalosiphum maidis (corn leaf aphid), 2263 nucleotides long. RefSeq lists its product as uncharacterized. Bases 143 to 2110 code for a protein of 655 amino acids. The transcript has 4 exons. The record is from RefSeq and is a predicted model, not a curated record. NCBI's taxonomy places the organism in Eukaryota, Metazoa, Arthropoda, Insecta, Hemiptera, Aphididae.
UAACAUUAACUUAAUAAAGAUGUGAUAACAUUCAUUACAUAAAAAUCAAAAUAUGUAUACAUUAUUAUUUAUUUCACAUUUCACAAUUAUAUAUCAAUAAAUUUAAUUGAUUAUCUCGUACCUUUUAUUACUGUGAUCUUCAAUGCCAUCCUCGAGAAAAAGGUUACUCAAGUUACUCAGAUCAAUGUUAAAUACGACUAAGCACAUUUUAAAACCAAAGACAUUCAUGCUAUGGAUUCUAUUAUUCGUAAUAGUAAUAUGGACUUACACAUAUAAUUCGUUGACCACAUUUGAUUUGAUGUUCAGCGAACCACGUACAUCCAUCUUAGAUUACGAGAAUUCUGGAUAUUUAAUUAAUACAACAGGAUGUCGAAUCCCAGAGAUGUAUUUGAAAGGACCUGAAAUAACAAAAUAUAUCAAUCAAAACGUACAACUAGAUUGCAAAACGACAUGGAAUUAUACUUUGCCAUUAGUUACCUCAGACCUAACAUCUCUAAUAUUGAAUAUGAGUGCGUGGGCUACUUUAAAUAUCAGUGAGAGAGAUCCAAGUUUCAAAUGUUAUUACACUCCAAUAGAAAGAUCAGCAUGUGACAACCAUCAAGAUGCUAAAGAAUUUAAUGAUAAUAAUGUGAAACUUGGCGAGAAAAUAUACUUUGUAAACAAUAUAACAGUUCCGGACGAAAUGGUCGAAGUAGUAUGCACGUUAAAUUCAAAUAUAAUUUACAAAUAUUACCACAUAUUCAUUCGCCCAACUUCGUCAGUAAGAAAACGAAAAGACGGAGAUGUAAGUGUAUUAGUUUUGGGUUUGGACGCAGUAUCUCGUAUGAAUUUUCAUCGUCAAAUGCCAAAAACUAGUGCGUUCCUAUCUAGAAUCGGCACCGUGGAAAUGUUAGGUUACAACAAAGUUGAGGAUAACACUUUUCCAAAUGUAAUUCCCGUACUCAGCGGAAUGUCAAUAGAAGAGUUGAAAAUAAACUGUUGGCCUAAAUACGAAGACUUUUUUGAUAAUUGUCAUUUUGUAUGGGAUGAUUAUAAAAAUUCUAAUUUUAGCACAUCUUUUGUAGAAGAUAGUCCUAUAAUUGGAAUGUUUAAUUAUUUAAAAUCUGGAUUUUUUAAAAAACCCACAGACCAUUAUUUAAGACCACUCAUGCUACAGGCCGAAAAAAACAUAGGACACGAAGCUGUUGGUAACACAAUAGGUUGUAUUGGCCAUCAGUUGGGUAUGGCCAUGAUGCUUGAUUAUGCUUUUAAAAUGGCAUUAUCUAUGACUAAUCACUUAUAUAUGAAUUUAUUUUGGACGACGAGCUUAACGCACGAUUACUUAGAGUAUUCGAAAUUUGGCGACGAUGAUUUAAGGAACUUUUUUGACGUGUUUAACAAAUCUGGCGAACUUAACAAAACGAUCGUAGUACUAAUGAGUGAUCACGGAAUAAGGUGGGGAGAAUUUCGAAAUACAUACCAGGGGAGUUUGGAAGAUAAGCUACCCAUGUUGAAAUUCAUCAUACCAGAAUGGUUUCAAAACAUGUAUCCCAGCGCGAUGAAAAAUUUGCAGAAAAACACACUUCGACUUACAACGCCGUUUGAUUUACACGAGACGCUAUUAGAGUUCAUUGACAGGAAACAGAUUGAUGACGAUUCAAUUGCGAGACGAACGAAAACGAAUCGAAAUGAACGAGGUACGAGUUUGUUUCUCGAGAUUCCAGAAAACAAGACCUGUGAAACAGCGGGUAUACCUAAAAACUAUUGCGCGUGCCACGAAAAGAGGACGGAGUUAUCCGUAGACGACUCGAACGUCGUCGAAGCGGCAAGGGUGUUUAUGCUGUACGUCAAUUCAAAGUUAUCGAUGUAUACAGUUUGCGCGUAUCUAACGCUGUACGCGAUCCACAAAGCGUCAGUAGAAAUGGGAAAAGACAAUUCUUCGGUGAGAGAUUACGAGAUACAAGUAACUACGGUUCCUGGAUAUGCAAAAUUCGAAGCAACAUUAAGGCAAUAUUACGGCAAUUUUAAAAUGGUAGGUUCAGUUAGUAGAUUAAAUGUGUACGGCAAUCAGAGUAUUUGCGUAAAUGACGCUAAAACGAAACUAUUGUGUUAUUGUAUACAUGACAAUUAAACUCAAACGAAUACUUUCAAGUCGUAAUAUCCCAAAUUCAUAUCAUUAUGACGACAUAAUAUGAUCUAAAUAUAAAUAGGUAAGCCUCGUAAUAAUUAGACACAAAAGAGACAAAAAAAAAAAAUCGAUUUUUUUAAUGGAAUUUGAUUUGUU